UGGAAUAGCCGACAGAAAGUUUUAGUACCACUUCAUCGGACUCAACAUGAACUACGGAGAAACUGGGACCAUUGUUCAAUUAUUUACACAUGCCUAGUGACAAACUGUGUCAUGUUGAUGCUGGCGUUAGUGUGUUUAGAUCUACUGAGCGAUAACUCGUGUUAUGGAACAGCAAGUGAGCGAUGAAGAAGAACCUCAACCUGUAGUCCUUAGAGAAGAGAUCCGGAGGAGGAGAAGAAAGGUGAAAGCCUUCACCUCCACCUUCUCCGUGGCCAUGGACCAGAUAGCCAUCGAGUUCGUCCUCCCCACCACCACUAAGAGUAGCCGCAGCCCGGACACCUUGCUCCUGGAGGUGGCUGGGAACUGGACGGUGGAGCAGGUGAAAGCCCAGGUGUGGCUGAGGGUAGUAGCCACCAAUCUGUGCCCUGAGUUAUAUCAGAAGUACUCCCCUGACCACUGCAUCCUGCUCUACCAGAAGAAGGGCAACUGGUGUGAGAUCUACGAUAAGCACCAGGUGUUUCAGACCCUGGACUGCAUCCGCUACUGGAAAGCUCUGAAGAAAGAUGUGGGGAAGAUCCACCUGACGUGCCGGCCUCAGCCAUCCGAGGAGUCCACACAGUACCAGAGGUACCUCAACUACCUGAUUGGCUCCGACGUCACCGACGUCAGCAACGUGCACGAUGACGAGCUGGAGUUCACCCGGAGGAAGCUCCUCACACCCCGCAAGAUCGAGCUGUCCGACCGGGACCCCAAACUCUACUCAAUGGACCCUUGGAUCACAUCCAAGCACCUCCCGGAGUACCUGCUCACCAAGGUGACCAACAGCCACAUCCUGCUGGUCAUUCACAGGAACAAGGCCAGCCAGACCAUCAAGGUGUCCAUCGACGACACGCCCGUCCAGGUGCUCCAGACCUUCUUUACGAAGAUCUCCAAUAAGAGGGUUCUGCUGGGAGUUCCUGAGGAUGUGUGUGAGGCAGACUACGUCCUGAGGGUGUGUGGCAGGGAAGAGUAUAUCUAUGGGAACCACCCGGUUAGGGACUUCCACUGGGUCCGACAGUGUCUGAAGAACGGAGAGGAGAUCCAUCUGGUUCUGGAGUCGGCUCCUAAUCCGGGUCAAGACCUGGUCCAGAAAGAGGACUGGGCACAGGUGGAUGACUGUACUGGAGUGGCAGGCACCCAUGAGCAGCUGACGAUCGACGAGAAAGACCACGAACGGGUCUUCACCAUCUCUCUGUGGGACUGUCACAGGAAGUUCAGGGUUAAAGUCCUGGGCAUAGACAUCCCGGCUUUGCCGAGGAACCCAGAGCUGAUCGUGUAUGUGGAGGCCAGUAUCUUCCAUGGCCAGCAGCUCCUGGCUCAGGAGAGGACCUCCUCCAAGGCUUUCACUGAGGAGGUGCUGUGGAACACCUGGCUGGAGUUCAAUAUACGCAUCAGAGACCUGCCCAAGGGGGCUCGCCUCAGCCUACAGGUGUCCUGUGGGAAGGCCCAGACCCAGAUCUCGAAGGGCACCUCCUCCUACCAGGACAACGGAGGAUCCACAGGUGGAGGUGGCAGCGGCAGCCAUGAUGGUAGUAAGACUAAGAGUCGUCUGCUGUACUACGUCAACCUGCUGCUGGUGGACCACCGCUCGCUGCUGCGCCAGGGAGAGUUCAUCCUCCACAUGUGGAAGAUGCCUGAGAAGACCGAGGACAACAGCAGCGUCAAUGCAGACAAGCUGACCUCAGCCACCAACCCAGACAAGGCCUCCUCCAUGGCCGUAGCCAUCCUGCUGGACAAGUACUGCUAUCCAGUGGCCCUGCCCAAGAGCAGGGAGGGCAAGGAGGCUGGGGAGGCCGAGGGAGGGGACAGGGGGCAAAGGGAGAUGCCUAACCACCUGAGGAAGCAGUUUGAGGCAAUUGUUGAGACCGAUCCACUGCACCCUCUCAGCCAAGAAGACAAAGAGCUGCUGUGGCACUUCAGAGAGGAGUGUAUGCGUCACCCCAGGGCGUACCCCAAGCUGCUGGGCUCUGUGCGGUGGGGUAGACAGGAGGCUGUCCUGGCCACCCAUAGGCUGCUGGAGAGGAGCUCUGUUUGGGACCGUAGUGUGCUGGAUGUGGGCCUGGCCAUGCAGCUGUUAGACUGCCACUGUUCUGACGCUCACGUCCGCUCCAUGGCCGUACGCAAGCUGGAGACCCUGGGGGACGACGACGUCCUGAGAUACCUGCUGCAGCUGGUCCAGGCUGUGAAGUUUGAGCCGUACCAUGACAGUGCCCUGGCCAGGUUCCUGCUGAAGAGAGCUCUCAGGAGUAAGAGGAUAGGUCAUUUUCUUUUCUGGUUCCUGAGGAGUGAGAUCGCCCAGUCCAUGCACUAUCAGCAGAGAUACUCUGUGCUGCUGGAAGCCUACCUCCGAGGCUGUGGAGAGGACAUGCUGCAGGACUUUAGACGCCAGGUGGAGAUGACAGAAGCCCUGCAGAAAGUCACCAGGGAGAUCAAGGCCAUGUCUGCUGAGAAAUAUGAUGUUUCUGCACAAGUUGUGUUCCAGCUGCGUCAGAAGCUGGAGAACCUGCAGACGUCUGGGCUGCCAGAGAGCUUCAGAGUGCCCUAUGACCCGGGUCAACGGGUUGGUGCUCUGGUGAUAGAGCAGUGUAAGGUGAUGGCCUCUAAGAAGAGACCGCUGUGGCUGCAGUUUAAGAGGGCUGACCCAUCCACCCUGUCCAGUGACACCAUCGGGGUCAUCUUUAAGGACGGGGAUGACCUCAGGCAGGACAUGCUCAUUCUACAGAUUCUGCUGAUCAUGGAAUCCAUAUGGGAGGAAGAGUCUUUGGACUUGUGCUUACUGCCCUACGGCUGUAUCUCUACUGGGAAUGAAAUAGGGAUGAUUGAGAUAGUGAAGGAUGCCACCACUAUUGCCAACAUCCAGCAGAGCGUUGUGGGAAGCACAGGAGCCUUCAAGGACGAGAUUCUCAACCAGUGGCUGCGGGAAAAGUGUGUGAGCGAGGAAAAGUUCCAACAGGCGGUAGAGAGGUUUGUGUUCUCCUGUGGAGGGUACUGUGUGGCCACCUACGUCCUGGGGGUAGGAGACAGACACAACGACAACAUCAUGAUCACUGAAUCUGGUAACCUGUUCCACAUAGACUUUGGCCACAUACUGGGGAACUAUAAGAGUUUCCUGGGUAUCAGUAAGGAGAGGGUUCCCUUCGUCCUCACCCCAGACUUACUCUAUGUCAUGGGCACAUCAGGGAAGAAGAGCAGCCCACACUUCCAGAAGUUCCAGGAUGUGUGUGUACGGGCCUACCUGGCUCUGAGGCAUCACACCAACCUCCUCGUCAUCCUGUUCUCCAUGAUGCUGAUGACGGGCAUGCCUCAGCUCACCAGCAAAGAAGACAUUGAGUACAUCCGCGAAGCGCUGACUGUGGGCCGGACGGAGGAGGAGGCACAGCGCCACCUGCUGGACCAGAUAGAGAUCUGCAGGGACAAGGGCUGGACCGUGCAGUUCAACUGGUUCCUACACCUGGUGCUGGGCAUCAAGCAGGGGGUGGAUAAACGCUCGGCUUAGGGGGCUCCCCUUGUGGUGCCAAUGGCUUAGUGGGCUGCCAACACCAGUGUGAUGGGUUCGAAUCCCACAAGGACCACACAUGUGACAACUGUAAACCACUUUAGGUACAAUUACUAUGUUGAUUAGACUCCCAAAUAAGGAGAGAGGGAGAUAUAGUCUGAGAUUAAAGUCUGGAUCUAAAAGUUUGGCAACUCUUCUCAAUGAUGUAACCAGCUGUUCCAAUACAUUACUCAUUGACUGUACCAUGGACUGUAUACAGUACCAGUCUUGCACUUUGCACUUUGCACUUUCAAGAUCAAAACCUGAUCUUACCAUAUGUUUAUGAGUUAUACAUACAUUUUGACUCCUGUUCGCUUCCUAAUGCACUGAAUCCGAUUGUAUCAUCUGUUAAUAUAACAUCAGACUUGCAUGACUGAUGGUGGCAGUACCAUAAUAAACCUGAUCAUAGAGAAA
Messenger RNA from Salvelinus fontinalis (brook trout), 3988 nucleotides. RefSeq names its product phosphatidylinositol 4,5-bisphosphate 3-kinase catalytic subunit gamma isoform-like. The record is from RefSeq and is a predicted model, not a curated record. Gene Ontology annotation, molecular function: 1-phosphatidylinositol-3-kinase activity; 1-phosphatidylinositol-4-phosphate 3-kinase activity. Gene Ontology annotation, cellular component: phosphatidylinositol 3-kinase complex, class IB; cytoplasm; phosphatidylinositol 3-kinase complex, class IA. Lineage: Eukaryota; Metazoa; Chordata; Actinopteri; Salmoniformes; Salmonidae. Gene Ontology annotation, biological process: phosphatidylinositol 3-kinase/protein kinase B signal transduction; cell migration; phosphatidylinositol-mediated signaling.